Molecule: messenger RNA, 576 nt
Organism: Nicotiana tabacum (common tobacco)
Lineage: Eukaryota; Viridiplantae; Streptophyta; Magnoliopsida; Solanales; Solanaceae
Source: RefSeq, a predicted model, not a curated record
AUGUUUGCAUUUGCGAACCUUGGAUUUUCUGCUGAAGAUCGCAUUUGCGAUGGGGGCUUCGCAUUUGCAAAGGUUGACUGUCUGAUUGGCAUACUAGUUAUAAAGAGUUCGUUGUUGGAUUGUGUUGACGACUUGAGAGAUCCAGAGUUCAAAGAGGAUGACUGUGUAUUCUUGAAACUUUCCCCCAUGAAAGGCAUAAUGCGAUUUGGAAAGAGAGGGAAAUUGAGUCCAAGGUAUAUCGAACCUUAUAGAAUUUUGCAGAAGGUUGGUCAAGUGGCCUAUAGUCUCGAGUUACCUCCCGAGUUAUCCUUAGUGCACCCAGUAUUUCACGUUUCCAUGUUGAAGAAGGUGGUUAGAGAUCUGUCGCUCAUCGUCCCUGUGGAGGCUAUUGAAUUUAAUGAAGAGGUUCAUGUUUCCAUCCUUGAUAGGCAAGUUCGUAAGUUGAGGAAUAAGGAUAUUACCUCUGUCAAAGUGUUAUGGCGAAACCAACAAACUGAAGAAGCCACCUGGGAGGCAGAGGAAGAUACGAAGAAGAAAUACCCCUAUUUGUUUGUAAAGACAGUUGGUCAUGUUUAA